ACGUGAUAUCACGUAUGGAUUGACAAAUCAACAGCUUACCCACCUUGUCCUUUGCUCCUCGCCAUAUAAAUUGAGGCUUUUCUUAGAUCCCAUUCUACAAAUCAGAUCAACUUUACACCGCACCUUUUCUCUCCAAACACAACAGACACAUAGCAGGUUAACCCCGAGAUUUGAGUAGUCAUGUCGUCCUACCACUACACCUCCGAAACUCCAGACGAGGUCAAGAACGCAAAGGGCUUGCACUUGAUCACGCAGUCCACGCCUAACGGUCAAGCGGUCCAGAUCUUUCUCGAGGAGCUGAAAGAUGCUUACGGCACCGAGUGGACCACUACCAUCAUCGAUAUCUCUACCAACGUCCAGAAGUCGGACUGGUUCCUGAGACUAGACCCGAACGGCCGUAUUCCAGUGCUAGUGGACAACACGCAGUCUCCGCCGUUCACGGUGCACGAAACGUCCGCAGAACUGUUUUAUCUGCUCAAGUUCGCGGAUAAAGAGGACAAGUUUGGGUUCAAGGAUGAGCUGGAGCGGAAUCAGACGCUGCAGUGGACGUUUUUCUGGCACGGGAGUGGGGCGCCGUAUCAGGGGCAGGUGAACCAUUUCAGCCGCGCGGCGCCCGAGAAGAUCCCGUAUGCGAUUAAUCGGUUCAAGAACGAGACCCUCCGCGUCUUCGGCGUCCUCGAAAUACACCUCUCGGGCAAAUACACCGGCACCCCGCGCGAGUACCUGGCCGGCAACGGCGCGGGCAAGUACAGCGUUGCGGACAUCAAGACGUGGCCGUGGGUCAAGAACUGGGAGAGAAGCGGGUUCAGCAAGGAGGAUGUAAGCGCGUUUCCGCAUCUGUUGAAGUGGAUUGAUAGGAUCGCUGAGAGGCCCGCGGUACAGCGGGGCAUUGGGGAGGCGUACGCUAAGAAGACCAUUUAGAUGAGACGAGGGGGAAGACAAAGUAUUGGGCAUGACAAGACAGUCAACCGGUACAAGAGAAUCUGCACGCUUGAGCCAUCCGCACACUACCAUCGCUUUCACCUCAAGAUGCAAAAGUAAUACCACCCCAAAGUACCAUUCCUCCGGCCCUUUCCUUGCCUACACCACCCUCCCCAGCUUGAACCCUCCCGGCACCCUCUCCUGCCAAAACGCCCCCGGGUCAACGCUCCCCGCAACACCCUUCAUAAACUUAACUGUCUCAGCCCCAUAGCUCCCCAAAGCAUCCUGCCCGGGAUG
Paraphaeosphaeria sporulosa is the source of this 1218-nucleotide messenger RNA. RefSeq names its product glutathione S-transferase. Lineage: Eukaryota; Fungi; Ascomycota; Dothideomycetes; Pleosporales; Didymosphaeriaceae. The record is from RefSeq and is a predicted model, not a curated record. Bases 181 to 921 code for a protein of 246 amino acids. The transcript has 3 exons.